AACUUCAAACUGCCUCCAGCAGAAGUGUCAGACAACCUGACAGCUGAGAGCUGGGGCUCCACCGAAAUAACCAUCCAGAUAUUUUCCUACAGGUGGAUCAUCAGCAAUUUCUCCUUUUACCAGGAGGGAAUGAGGGAAGCCAUUGAAAGUGCCACAUUCUCAUCAGGAGCCAAUAACAAACUCCAAUCGCUUUUGAGAGUACACCCCAAUGGGAGCGAUGAAGAUAGCAAGGAUGAACUGUCAGUUUACCUAGUGUUGCUCCACUGUUCAACAAGCCCCAUUUGGGCCAAGUUCUACUUUUGGAUCAUAAAUGCUGAAGGAGAGAAAUGCCAAGGACAGUGGAGCCAAAUUGUCUUUAGAUUCCUGCCAGGCAGCAACUGGGGAUUCAAAAAGUUCAUCCUUAGAGAAUUUCUCUUGUCUCAGGAAGAACACCUUCUCCGUGAGGACCAAUUGACCCUCUUGUGUGAUGUGUAUGUGGUUCAAGACUCCUGCAGCAUUCCAGGAAAGAACACGACAACGGCAAUCAAGGUUCCAAGCUGCACUUUGACAGAUGAGGUAGGAGAGCUUUUGGAGAAUUCCCUCUUCACAGACUGCUGCUUCUUGGUAUCUGGUCAGGAAUUCUGGGCUCACAAGGCCAUCUUAGCAGCUCAAUCUCCAGUUUUCAGAGACAUGUUUGAACAUAACAUGGAGAAGGGACAAAAGAACCGAGUUGAGAUCAAGGACCUGGAGCCUCAAGUCUUGAAGGAGAUGAUGGGCUUCAUUUACACCUUGGCCACUGCUGUGCUGGUAGUUGCUGACAGGUAUGGCCUGGAGCGCUUGAAGGUCAUGUGUGAGGAUGCCCUGUGCAGGGACCUCUCAGUGGAGAAUGCCACUAACACUCUCAUCCUGGCUGACCUCCACAGUGCAGAGCAGCUGAAAAUGCAGGCAUUGGAUUUCAUUACACUUCAUGCUUCUGAUGUCUCUGAAACUUCAGGGUGGAAGGUCAUGGUGGAUUUCCAUCCCCACUUGCUGGCUGAAGAAUUCCAUGCCCUGGCUUCUGCACAGAGGCUAUUCCUGGAAACCCCUCUCAAACGCCUGAAGAGAUAG
Molecule: messenger RNA, 1086 nt
Organism: Meriones unguiculatus (Mongolian gerbil)
Lineage: Eukaryota; Metazoa; Chordata; Mammalia; Rodentia; Muridae
Product: speckle-type POZ protein B-like
Biological process (GO): proteasome-mediated ubiquitin-dependent protein catabolic process; regulation of proteolysis
Cellular component (GO): nucleus; cytoplasm
Molecular function (GO): ubiquitin protein ligase binding
Source: RefSeq, a predicted model, not a curated record